Molecule: messenger RNA, 2111 nt
Organism: Calliphora vicina (urban bluebottle blowfly)
Lineage: Eukaryota; Metazoa; Arthropoda; Insecta; Diptera; Calliphoridae
Gene: PSR
Product: Bifunctional arginine demethylase and lysyl-hydroxylase PSR
Exons: 1
Coding region: 168-1385 (405 amino acids)
Biological process (GO): phagocytosis
Cellular component (GO): cytoplasm; nucleus
Molecular function (GO): P-TEFb complex binding; histone H4R3 demethylase activity
Source: RefSeq, a predicted model, not a curated record
CACACAUUUUGACAGAACGUACGUGCAUUUUAUAACGGCACCAAAAAAAGCAUCUGGUUGAAAAAAAAGAAACAUCGCGAAAUUAUUGUUAAUUAUCUUUACAGCCAAAAUUUCAUUAAAAUAAUUGUUAAUUUUAUUACUAACUGAGGGAAAAGCUUGAAAAUAAGAUGAGUGAAGAAUUUAAGCUGCCAAAACGUUCACGGAAACGUACACGUGAGGUGAAACGCAAAGCCAGACCAGAAUUGGACAAAGAAGGUUGGACGGCCUUACGCUAUGCCGAACGCUUUGAACCCUUUUGUGAGGUCAAAGACAAUGUUGAACGCAUUAAUGAGCGUGAGGUUAGCAACCAAGAAUUUAUAAAACGUUUCGAGGAGCCCUAUCUGCCGGUGGUGAUUGAAGGCUCUCAACAAGGUUGGCAAGCGCUGGAAAAGUGGACACUUCCACGUUUGGUCAAAAAGUAUCGCAAUCAAAAGUUCAAAUGCGGCGAAGACAAUGAAGGUUAUAGUGUUAAAAUGAAAAUGAAGUAUUACAUAGAGUACAUGAAGACGACAAAGGAUGACAGUCCCUUAUACAUAUUUGACAGUAGUUUUGGCGAGCAUCACCGUCGCCGCAAAUUGCUGGAGGACUACGUGGUGCCACAAUAUUUUCGAGACGAUCUGUUCAAAUAUUGCGGUGAAGAUCGCCGCCCACCGUAUCGUUGGUUUGUCAUGGGUCCAGCCAGAUCGGGUACUGGAAUACAUAUUGAUCCUUUGGGCACCAGUGCUUGGAAUGCUUUAAUCAGCGGCCAUAAACGUUGGUGUCUAUUUCCUACGCAAACUCCAAAAGAUUUGCUAAAGGUGCCCUCAAAUUUGGGAGGCAAACAAAGAGACGAAGCUAUAACCUGGUUUAGUACCGUCUAUCCUCGUACAAAGCAAUUGGAUUGGCCAAAGGAAUAUGCCCCCCUGGAGAUUCUACAAAAGCCGGGAGAAACUGUUUUUGUGCCCGGUGGCUGGUGGCAUGUUGUAUUGAAUCUGGAUGAUACUGUAGCGAUUACGCAAAACUUUUGCAGUCGCACCAAUUUCCCCAUUGUGUGGCACAAAACAGUACGUGGUCGUCCAAAGUUGUCGCGUAAAUGGUUGCGUGUAUUACGGGAAAAAGAACCGGAUUUAGCAAAAGUAGCUGAGAAUAUUAAUAUUGAUCAAAGUACGGGCUUUGCCUCCGACAGUUCCAGCAAUUCCAGUUCAUCUUCGUCGAGCUCUUCAUCUUCGGGAAGCGACACUGAUGCCGAAGGCAAUAAGAGCGACGACGAUUCCUGUUCCUCUAAUACUGAUAGUGGUCAGGAGAGUUUAACUGCCAAAAAGAAAAAGAAGAGACGUAUGGGCGGCAACAUGUCCUCAAACUCAUGAUGUCCGCCACAUUGGUGGCGAUGUAGUAGAGGCAAUCAAUCUGACGAUCAUUCGAAUUCUUCAAAUCAAGAUAAUCAACCCAUAGAGGAGCUGAAGCCAGAAAAGAGUCACAACUCUCUGGUUAAAUAUCUCAAUUGGCGUCUACUACAUUUAGGUCUUAUAGAAAAUAGUUAACAUUUUAUUAUUACCACUAUACUAUAACAUAAAUCAAUUAGCAGUUGUUAACCAUAAUUACACGAUUAAUAAUAUCAUUUACUUGUUCCAUCAACACCCUUCCAUCAGCUAAGGGUUGCUAUUUACAUAUAUAUCAUCUGCUAAAUUAGAUUGUAUUUUAGAUUUUAGAAAACCUUUUGAAUUUAUCAUUUCUAUUUUAUUUGUAAUUUUUUUUAGUUGACCUUUUCUUAAAUUUCUUUUAAUUUGAUUUUCUUUUAUUGUUUGUGUUUUUUUACCUUGAAGUAUUUUUAUAACUGAACUUUCUUUACUUUAUGAAUCAUUUACAUUUCAAAUCGCCCACCCAUGCACAUGAUAAUCUCAUUUAUUUAAUAUGUGCUAUAAUUUGCCGUCUUACACUGGAUAUCACUUUUUUUGUUGUCUUUUAAUUCUUGUAAUAAUUUUCAACAUUAAAUAAGAAAAUAAUGUUUCUGGAGCAUAUUGAUUUGAUUAUCUUUAAUUAACUAAAUUUAUGACUAAUAAUAACAACAAUAAAACCAAUUUAUUUAAUUUAAA